UUCAAACCAACUUUAUUCAGUGACGUUUCAUCCGGGUCUGUAUGUAUGCAUCUGUAUGAGCUCUUGCUGGCGGUUGAGAAGCCACUAGCUAAUCAAAUCGACGCAAGUGUCUGGCUUCACCUCUUUUUUUUUUGUUUUGUUGUUUUUUAAAUCAGAAUAAUGUUAAGUAACCACUAGCACUACAGCAUUGCUAGCAUGCGAGUUAGUCAAGAUUAUUCACACGCAAAUACUGACUGGGCUGACUCUAUAUAAUUCUGUUUGGUUUUUGUUUUUUUAAAACUGAAAAACAGCACACAAUUUAAAAUGUGUAUACACUGUGUUAUCUGUAAACCGAUCCCAGCCACAAAGGACCAAACUUUAAAAGUGAUUGAUCGAGUAUUCACUUCCGACAUCAGCGUGCUGUGACUGACACCCUUUCAUCCAAUCACAAACGAGAUUGUAAAGUCAAGUUCGCCACCGAAGGGAAACGUUCAGACGCACAGCCAAUGGGAGCGCCUGAUAUAUAAUAGAGGCGGGUCGAAACUCUUGUCAUUGUCCUAUAAACUAUUGCGUUUGCGCCUGCAGUGACCUAGCGCCCCGCCCAUGACUUCCAUUUCUGUUCUGGAUCACACGGCGCAAAGCGAAUAAUACACAUUUGGGGUUUUUUUUUUCUUCCCCCUGAAUAAUAUUGAUGUGACUGAUAAUUAUAGCGAACACGAGUCCUUCCUGGUCACAGCACGGAAGAUAGUUGAAUUGGUCUAGCGAGUAGCAGUGAGUUAUUUCUUGUAAGCGGAAAAGGUUUGAACCUUUUGUGAAGGAAACGGGCCUCUUUAUUCCUCUUUUUAACUUUAGCGGGGUAUUUUCCGCCGUUUUUUCCCCCUCCACCUUCUGCCCCUCGCGCUCUCCAGCGGUGUGAGUAGAAGCACGAGGCGCGCGCGGAGCGGCGGGAAUCGGCCCGAUGGCGGAGUUCGGUAAUGGAUUGGCGGAGGAAUCUCUGCUCGACUCAGACCCCGGUCACCCAGAGCUGGAAGAUCCGGGUGUUGGAGACGAAGAACCGGGUUUAGAUGAAGGAGAGGCCGCUAUUGAAGACCCGGAGCUGGAGGCCAUUAAAGCCCGGGUGAGAGAGAUGGAGGAGGAAGCAGAGAAACUGAAGGAGCUCCAGAACGAAGUGGAGAAACAGAUGAACCUUAGUCCUCCUCCUGCUGGUCCUGUCAUCAUGUCCAUUGAAGAGAAGAUCGAAGCAGAUGGAAGAUCAAUUUAUGUUGGAAAUGUGGAUUAUGGAGCAACAGCCGAGGAGCUUGAAGCUCAUUUUCACGGCUGUGGCUCUGUUAACAGAGUCACUAUCCUGUGUGACAAAUUCACAGGACACCCGAAAGGGUUUGCAUAUAUUGAGUUUGCAGACAAGGAAUCUGUUAGAACAGCAAUGGCACUGGAUGAGUCCUUAUUCCGAGGAAGGCAGAUAAAGGUUGGGGCUAAGAGAACGAACCGACCCGGUAUCAGCACCACAGACCGCGGGUUUCCACGGGCCCGAUUCCGCUCACGUGGAGGAAGUUUCUCGUCUCGGGCUCGGUAUUACAGCGGAUACACACCACCCAGAGGAAGAGGACGGGCCUUCAGGUUUCAGGACCAGUGGAGGCUGAGUACUCCUCCUCCCCCUGUGGCUGCAGCGCCCCCUACAGUCUCACCAUCGUCUCUUUCUCUCUCUGCUCCCUCUAUCCCUCUAUCCACACUCAUGUGGGGGGGUGGGGGUGGGGCACAGGGUGAUCCCCGGCCCAUUUACUACAACAACAAACGUUGAACACGCUCACUAACACACACACACACACAUAUACACACACGCACCCACACACCCUACCACCACCACAUAUUUAUAUAGCGUGAGCAAAGCAGCUGGUUAAAAUGGGAGAGAAUGAGACGGUGAGGACAAGAACAGGUUAAAGGUUAAAAGGGAGGGAUGCAUUUCUAGAGCGCUAGAGGACUGAUCCUGGGAAUUUAAGGCUAUUUAAGAAAGAAAGGAGCAAAGCUUUUAUUUGUUGGGAGGGAGGGGGUUGUGUGAGGAGGUUUUUUUCCCUUGGGGGUUUUUUGUUUUGUUUUUUGUUUUGAGACGGGGAAGUGGGUUUGGGGGUGGGGGGACGUUUGGCUUUUUUUAUUUUUUAACCCAUGAGUCUGUAAUUAGAAAAAAAAAAUAAAAGAUUGUAAAAAUGAAA
Molecule: messenger RNA, 2186 nt
Organism: Ictalurus furcatus (blue catfish)
Lineage: Eukaryota; Metazoa; Chordata; Actinopteri; Siluriformes; Ictaluridae
Gene: pabpn1
Product: poly(A) binding protein, nuclear 1
Exons: 7
Coding region: 938-1777 (279 amino acids)
Molecular function (GO): RNA binding
Source: RefSeq, a predicted model, not a curated record